UUGUUACCGAAGCGACCUGACAUCUGAGAACACGCACUAGGAAGCAUUACUAUUUCUGUCCCUAUUUCAUAACGAACAAUUCUACUGAAAUCAGUUCAUCCUUUGGGACACUUUAUCGGCCUAAACAUAUUUGUAUCACGCGAUAACCACUCUUUAGUGGUGUGAGGCGAGAAACAACAUCUCCAAGUUCAAGGACGUUUACAGCAAAAACGACACAGUGAGUGUAUCGUAUAUCUAUAAUGAUGCAAAAGUGAGGAAAGUGUCAUCGUUCUGACCAGUAUCUUUGUGACAAUAGGUGACGCCUGCUUGUGAUUACUGAAACUGCAUGGUCAGGGACAUUUGCUGGUCACCAUCUGGAAGAGCUGCAGCUAGAAUGUGGAGGUCCCAGCUAGACAUGACUGCGUGAUGAAGCCAGUGCUGCUACCUAACAAGUAGAUAGGACAGACACAGGUCUGCAGCCUCCCAAAGACAUGGCAUCUUUCCUUGACUUCACAUAUGACUGUAUGUAUCACCUGAAUCAGUACUUCAAGGCAUCUUGGCCUGUACGAUUACUGUUCGGAUCUCACCUCAAGCCUCCAUCUCAUGAAACAGAACUCCAAGUGUUGAGGGUGAUCGACCUUUUGAAGCACAAGAAGGACCCACAGGAGUCCAGCAUUGUCAAACUGGUGAACAAGCUGCCAACAGAUGAAAACAUUCUCAGUGUGAAAGACCAGGUGAAUGGUUUCAAUUUGCUGCAGCUGGCAGUAAUAAAUUGCAGAAAAGAUAUCCUCAUUAUCCUAGCUGGAAGCAAAGUGAUUCAAUACCACACCAAGUGUAGCCCUCCUCUGCACCUGGCAGCACACCUGGGAUAUGAAGGUCUUGUGGAAAUUCUCCUGAAAAAUGGGGCUGACCUCUGUGAAGUUAGAGGUCUUUGCUAUCCUGACAAUCAUCAGGCCGUGGGAUAUACAAAGUGGAUGGGAAUGUUGGACCGUCCUGUGUUUGCAUGCAAGAGAGAACCAUCCUUGCCAGUGUUUUGUGCAAUAGCUGAGGACAAUAUUGCUUGUAUGAAACUGCUUAUGUCACAAAUGAUGGAACAAGGCAUACCUCUGCCCUUGCCAUCUGAUCUCCUCCAUUUCUCUUGUCGCAAGGGGUCUGCAGAAUGUAUCCAGUAUUUCUGUAAAAAAUUCCCAUGGGAAGUCAAUUCUUUAGACAAGGAAAGGGACACUCCUCUCCUGGCAGCUGUUGGAUGGGGACAAAAGUGUGUGAGGAUUCUCAUAGGACAUGGGGCUGAUGCCAGAGGUAUUUCAAAGAUGGGUGAAACAGCACUUCACAGACUGUACAGAAACGAUAUUGACGGACUUUUCACAAUUUUUGACACGACAAAAUUUCUCCUGACAACAGGUUUGGAGCAGAUGAUAAACGAGUUAAAUAAUGACAGUGAAACUCCGCUUCAUGUUCUUGUUACACAUGUGGGGUACAUUGGAGGCCAUCUUCUCCACAAACAAGACAAAGACCAGUGUGUGUCGCGAGGCGAGAUGCAGACAGACUACCAGGAGCAGGUCAUUAAUACUUUGGAAAUACUUCUUAAGUUUAAUGCUGAUCCCGACUUUAAAAAUCGUUUCAACCUUACACCUGUUAACAAGCUUCUACACAUUGCUGUCAAGUCCUCUUUUUCCCAGCAAGAGGUAGCAACAUCCUGUGUCAGGGAGUCUAUCGACACACAUUACUUGUACAAGAACGACUUUAGUUAUGUGAAAAAGGCAGUAGAAGUUUUACUGAAGCAUGGGUCCGAUCCAAACUCACAAUGUCCAGUCGGUCACACACCUCUGAUCCUUCUUUUACAGUGUCUUGCAGAAAUGGACAUUGAGGAUAUCUGUCUUGAGCAGAAAGGGAUCUUGGAUACUAUAGAGGUUCUUCUGUGCCAUGGUGCUGAAACAAACUUCAUGUAUGGAGAACAAGGUACGUGUUCAACUCUGUUAUCAGAAAUUGCCAGUCGUUUCUUUGCUGCCCAGAGAUAUUUGCCUGCUGUAAAGGAGGACACUUUAUUUGAAUAUGCUCGUCUUGUGAACCAGGUGCUUGAAAUUCUGUUAAAACAUGGAAUGAAUCCAAAUCGUGUAUCCAAAAAAAAGUGCAAACAUUUACAAGGCGGUUCAGGAAAUGCAUUAAUUGACUUUGUUCGAUUGGCUCAACAAGCGAACACCACCUCCGACUUUGCUGUGAUAAGACACUGGCUUCUGACUUUAUUCCAAUGGGGUGCGGACCCUGACUUAGAACCGUAUGCCUCCGAACCCAUUAUCUGUCAUUCUCAGAGCUCCAUAUUUCUGAAACACCAAGGCACUCAAGCUCUUAACCACUAUAUCUACGAGGUGAAGGAGUUUGACAGUCUGUUUGAUGAUGGACAUGCACAGGAUCUGCUGCUUCUCUUUUACAACACCAUGAGCCAUUGCGUCUUGUAUGACUGUCUCAACAAUGCUAGAUUCAUGGCACGCUUCCAUCCCCUGGGCGCCACUGGACACGAUUUCGUCAAGUUACUCACCAAACUAAGUGAAAACCCUCGAAGUCUUAAGGAAAUUGCGCGUGUUGCCAUCUAUGCUGCCUUGAAAAGAGAUCUAGCCAGGAGAGUGUCAGAGUUACCACUACCUAACCCGAUGAAACGCUACCUGCUAGAAAUCCAGUAAUGAAUAAGAGUUUUAUGUUAUCAAGUGACAAAGUGCUUGUGCAGUAUUUUGAUCUCACGGAACUGAUAUACAGUAUUUAGAGAUUUGGCCUGUUUAUAUCGGUUACUGUCGACUAUUGAUAUAAAAAGGCUACAGAGUCGGUUAAUCCUUGCUUAUUCAGCACAUACUCGUUUUAGGAUUAAGUUUGCAUAAAACCAUACAUACAUUGUAUAUACUUUUACAUAUAGAGAGCAUUAUAGUUUCUUUAUUACUUUAACAGGGUUCAAAAUUGGAAAGUUUAUAAAUCCUCUUUGUUAUCAUACACAGCUAGAAAUAAUAUCGUCUGUCUAUGUUAGUUACAUUUCAGCUUGUUCUGCCAAUCCGAUGGCGUAGUUAGCAUAAAUGACAUCAUAAUAAUGUAUUCUGAUGAUAAAUGAAAACAGUAUACUCUAUAUGUUCUACGGAACAGGUAAAGUGGCUGUCUGUUGUUUGAUCUUGGUGUGGUUGGAUUGAAUAUUAAGGUAGCCAGCAAAAUGAACUAUUUCAUUGAAAAAUAAAUUGAAAACAGUGUAUUUCCUACAGAUCGCUUAAUAUUUAAUGUUGAGUAUAAAAAUGCGUACAUAUAUAAAUAACAUUGUUUCAAAGUCUUAAUAUAAUUCCGAAGUCAAGGCGUCUUAUGAUGAAGACAACGUGCUCUGCUGAUCAUUUUACUGAUGGUGACGACGGAGUGUGCAUUGUUUAUCAAUUGUCUGAUGAUGACGGAGUGUGCAUUCUUUAUCAAUUGUUUGAUGAUGACGGAGAGUGCAUUGUUUAUCAAUUGUCUGAUGCUAACGGAGUGUGCAUUGUUUAUCAAUUGUCUGAUGAUGACGGAGUGUGCAUUGUUUAUCAAUUGUCUGAUGAUGACAGAGUGUGCAUUUGUUUAUCAAUUGUCUGAUGAUGACGGAGUGUGCAUUGUUUAUCAAUUGUUUGAUGAUGACGGAGUGUGCAUUGAUGAUAAUUCUUCAGAAGAUGACUACAGUGUAAAUGGUGAACAAGUUCAAUUCCAUCGAUGUUUGUCUAUCUUGAGCAUUAACUCAUAUUGAACCGUAUUACGUUCGGCAACAAGAGGUGGACAGAACAAGCUAAAAUUUGUAGUGUAAGGGAAGUAACUCGAACAGAAACAUGUUUAUUGUGAUGAGUGUAUAACCAGGCUCUACGAGGAGAACAUAGUUCUACACAAGAACCCAUUUAUAUAUAUAUAUAUUCCUAGUAAAUUUCUUUAAUGAACCACCAUGAACAUGUAUUGUCAAUCCUUACGAUGUCCAGAACACAUUUAAUCUUCGUUCGUAUUCUCAAUAUUUUCUUGCAUAUAUAUGUUUCCAUGUUUUACAAUGAAUCCUACCUGUGCUUCAAGUAACCCACAGGAACAAUUACAAAUGAAAGUUAUAUUUUGAUAACUUGCCUUUUUUAUUUGUAAUGCUCUUGUAACAGACUGUGGAAAUGAUCUAUUAAGUGUCCCUUUCUAAAACACCAAAUCAAACGUCCCCGUAUUUGAUUUUCAAUGAAGUCAAGUUGGUUUUUCGAUUGAUUGAAAUUCCGUAAAAAAAAUUCCUACCAUAUUUGCAAAAUGUACAGUCAUUACCAGUUUUUUGUUCCUAUGUACGUCCCAAACUUUGACCGGUACACAACUUUUAUUGUUCCUACACAACUGAAGUUUGAUCGAGGAAUUAUUUUACUGUGUGAUUUUCUUUAGAUACUUAACUAUCUAGAAGAUAUAUUUCGCCAUUGCUAGUAACCAGUCAUCUUUUCCAUUGUGUUGGAUUUGGACAGAAAGUGAGUUAACUGAUGGAAAAGGAAUUCUGAUUUUUCCAUUGGCAUUGAUUGGGAUCAUAUAGUUAAGCUAAGUUAACUAACUGAAAACCAUUCAAAUCAGGGGGUCAGUCUGUCCAUUUGUACAGUUGUUAAUCUCCACUACCUAGGGAUGCUUCCAUUCUUGAGAUUAGAAGCAUUUUCUUACAUUUUUCUCGAUAAUAGUGAAUACACGGGACUUCAGAAAUGCAUGAAUUAUGAUAUUCAAUAAAUUUUGCACCACUCAAAUUCUGCAAUCAAAAGUUACUUUUCUGACAAAAUCAACAAUAUUUUUGACAAAUAAUUUCUGCAAAGGUCAUUGAUUCUUGACAUGGAUAUAACAAAUAACUUCCAUACAUCUUUAGCCCAUCAUCAGAUGUCGUCCGUCCUUAAACAAUUCUUGUUAUCGUUAUUUCUCAGGAAGUACCCGAGAGAUCUUAGUCAAAUUU
This is a messenger RNA of Mizuhopecten yessoensis (Yesso scallop), 4912 nucleotides long. RefSeq names its product ankyrin-2-like. Bases 471 to 2657 code for a protein of 728 amino acids. Gene Ontology annotation, molecular function: protein binding. The record is from RefSeq and is a predicted model, not a curated record. Gene Ontology annotation, cellular component: nucleus; cytoplasm. Lineage: Eukaryota; Metazoa; Mollusca; Bivalvia; Pectinida; Pectinidae. The transcript has 3 exons. Gene Ontology annotation, biological process: intracellular signal transduction.